CUCCACAGUGCCACUGGCACAUGAUUCCUCUGUUUACAGCACAGCCAUCCGGUAAAAACAUGGAGGACGCUACCAGUAGUAAUCCCCAAUCUCUUGGAUUUACUGAUAAAUUAAAAUCAUGGCUGUCCUGGUCAUGGACAUACAUAUGUGCUGUUUGGUUUGCCAUGGUUUUAACUAUGAUCUAUGUUCUGCGAAGUCCCUUGAAAUUGCAGGACACUCUUACCUCAGCGUCUGUGUUCUUAAAUACGCUGACCCCUAAAUUUUAUGUGGCACUCACUGGAACCUCCUCGCUCAUCUCUGGCCUAAUUUUGAUAUUUGAGUGGUGGUACUUCCGUAAGUAUGGGACCUCGUUCAUUGAACAGGUGUCUGUUAGCCACCUGCGGCCUCUCCUAGGUGGAGUGGAGAGCAGCACCACCACAGGACUAUUCUCCUCUGUAAAUGGAGAGGCUGAGCCAAGACCUAGUGUCUCAGAGUGUAAAGUUUGGAGGAAUCCUUUAAAUCUAUUCAGAGGGGCUGAAUACAGCAGGUAUACCUGGGUGACUGGAAAAGAGCCCUUAACCUACUACGAUAUGAACCUGUCAGCUCAGGACCACCAGACGUUCUUUACUGGUGACACUCAGCAACUCAAGCUUGAAGACACUGUGAUGCAGAAGGCCUGGAGGGAGAGGAACCCCCAAGCCCGGAUAAGAGCAGCUUACCAGGCCAUAGAAAUGAACCACGAGUGUGCUGCAGCAUAUGUGCUCCUUGCCGAGGAGGAAGCCACCACCAUCACGGAGGCUGAGAGGCUGUUUAAACAGGCCCUGCGAAGUGCUGGAAAAGACAUCAACCUGCUGGUGUAUAUAAAGCGCAGGCUGGCAAUGUGUGCACGCAAGCUGGGCCGCAUCAAGGAGGCAGUGAAAAUGAUGCGAGACUUAAUGAAAGAAUUCCCACUUUUGGGAAUGUUGAAUAUACACGAAAACCUCCUGGAGGCCCUACUGGAGCUUCAGGCCUACGCUGAUGUACAAGCAGUCCUCGCCAAAUAUGACGAUAUCAGCUUGCCAAAGUCAGCCACUAUAUGUUACACAUCUGCACUGCUGAAAGCACGGGCUGUAUCAGAUAAGUUUUCUCCUGAAGCAGCGUCUCGGCGGGGUCUGAGCACUGCAGAGAUGAACGCCGUGGAGGCUAUACACAGAGCUGUGGAGUUCAACCCACAUGUGCCAAAGUAUUUAUUAGAAAUGAAGAGCCUCAUCCUGCCUCCAGAACACAUCCUGAAGAGGGGGGACAGCGAGGCGGUGGCCUACGCCUUCUUUCACCUGCAGCACUGGAAGAGGGCCGAGGGAGCGUUAAACCUGUUACAUUGUACCUGGGAAGGCACUUUUCGGAUAAUUCCCUACCCCCUAGAGAAGGGUCACCUGUUUUACCCCUACCCCGGGUGUACGGAAACGGCAGAUCGGGAACUGCUGCCCUCUUUUCACGAGGUGUCCGUUUACCCGAAGAAAGAGCUCCCCUUCUUCAUCCUCUUCACAGCGGGCCUCUGCUCCUUCACCGCCAUGCUGGCCAUGCUAACGCAUCAGUUCCCCGAGCUCAUGGGCGUCUUUGCCAAAGCAUUCUUCAGCACUCUCUUCGCACCCCUGGGUUUCUUCGCUGACAAGAUGGAGAGCUUCAUGCCUUCCAGCUUUUGGCAUCAGCUGACUCGAAUCUGACCCCAUAACACACACACACACACACCAUAUACACAAACACACUCCUCAGACACCAACACUCCAAAACCGUGGACAGAAAUGUUUACCCUCCUGUCUUCAGCAUUCACACACACUUGUUGUUUUGAUACUGAUUGUUAGCCAAGUCUUGUAUCAACAUCCAGAGGCAACUUAGAUAUGCACCAACUAAAGCAGCCAGGUUUUUAAAGUAAACGUUUACCAGAUAUUCACAGUCAUUCAUUUAUUAUUAUUAUAUAAACUUGAAGUUACGGUAAAGUAACACAGAUCAGUAUUUCAACCCACAGUAUAUUCCAAAGCCUGACCUCUAAAUUGGACCAAUCUCAUAGAUUUAUUGCCCAGACAAUAAAUCAACAAAAGAGUUAUUCUAAAUUACAACACUAUUUUUGAGUGCACUUAUUUCAUCAUUGUGGCAAAUACUACAGUCCACAGUAGUAGUGUGUUUAGAAAGUGUUUGCGUUUAUUAAAAAUAUCCGGCCAAAUGGAUUUCCUAGUUUAGCUAUUGCACCAGGCGAGAGGAUAAAGAGGAUCAACUGUACUAGAUUGCCUGCUUUCAAGAAUCACAUCUGACAUUUCUGUUCACUAGAAUAUAGUAUGUAAUUAAAAGACACAAAAGCGGUUCAGAUUGGUUAAAAUCAAACAUAGCCUUUAUCGUACAUAGUCUUCCUAUGCGUCAGAGUUAAUGAUUGUGAGACCUUUUAAAAACAGAUACUUAAUUUACUGCCUCACUGCCUGUGGUGUAUACAACAUCUUGCCAGUUGUUGCUAUGGCAUGCCAACUCUGCUCUAUAUCACUGUGACAACCUGCAGACAUACCAAUAACAGGUAAAUUGGAUUAUGAUUGGUCAGGGUAUGGGGCCUGGAUGUUGUAAUUCACAGCCAAUCACAUAACCGAAUUGUGUUUCCAGUUUAUGAAUUGGAGGCUGCUUGAAAAGCACGGGUGUUGUGGGGCAAUAGACUGCACAACAAGACCCUUAAAAUAGUUUGAACCCCAGUAUAUUUAACGCUAUACUUCUGAAAAAACAGACAUGAUGGCUGCAUCCUUUUGUAUUUAGGCUUUGUGUGCCUACGCUUGGUUUGUAGUUGGCUGGUCUCUUGAGGGCGUCAAUGGGGACUGUCCACUAGGCAUUUCAAAGAUAAACGGAUAUUUAGCGUCCCAUUCGUUUUCAGUUGAGUCACAAACAGUGGUGAGAGGCACAGGAAAAUAGACACCCCAUAACAGAACGUGUCCAUUCGCAUUUUGGCUUUACGUGUGCCUACAUUUGGUUCGUUUGACCGUUUGUGGGCAAGCCUUUUGCAAAAAAGUUAUCAACGCACAAUGUGUAAAAAAAAGUACAAUAAAAAAAUUUAAAGGGUCACAAAAGCAGGCAAUGGAACUUAAUUUUAUUUCCACAAUUAUUCUUGUUUUAAUUGUAUGGAGAGCAUUUUUUAAAAAAUAUAUACGCAAACGCCUGUGAUUGGUCAGUCCCCAGCGAUAGGCGUGGGUGAUUUGCAUGAAGUUGGGAAAUCUGAACUUUUUCUUCGCUUACGUUUCUGUUCCAAUUUUAACCAUUGUAAUAAUCUGACGUUCCUUCAUACAAAUGUGCUAUUCUCAAAACUAAAUACACACCUUACCUGCUGUUAUGACGCUAGUUCGCGCUAAAGCACACCCACAAAUAUGCUGCAGGCGAAGCACUCUGGCCGAUGAAAUUUCGCGAAUAGUGUGAAUGCACCGUCACGGAUUGCCCCACAUACCAUUCGCUCACAGGGCUUCCUUUUAUUGAAAUUAAUUGAGCGUCGCAAACAGUGUGACUGUACCGUGAGACAAAUUUCGCUUGCCAACAGUUGGCAACAGCCAAUCAGAAAAGGCAUGUCUGGUACCUUUUUCCGCUGAUUCCCCUUAGAAUAUUUCCUACCAUAUAAUCUUUCCUAUAGCAAAAUGGAUGAAAAAUUAAACAAACAUUAGUUUGGAAUGCUACUAAUAAUCGGGAAGGCAUUUUUAUUUGGUAUUAUAUAGAUACGUUGUCAUCAAAUACACAAACAUUAGUUACAUAGCCAGCUCCGACGCCACUAGUAGUUACAGCAGCUGCUAUAUCUCGUAUAGAGUAAUUUCGAUUUUCAUUCACCUAAUUAUCAGGUAUCCUACUUGUGCAGAUUGACAUACUACUCCUACUACCAUGUAGCUGGUCUAGCUAGCUACAGGAGCGGCCUAGCGAUGAGCAAAUCAAGUGAAAGGCUUAAAAGCAGAUGGGCACUCGCCAUAAUACGGUGGGUGUCCUGCUUUUUGGCUUUUCGCUUGAUUUGCUCUUCACCUGCCGCUUUUGGGCGUGUACACCAUUUGUUGUGUUUAUCAAUGCUAGGCGGUCACGUUUACUAGGUCCAGUAACUAGCUAGCUGCUACUGGCCUACAGCUCGGUACAGCUAAGAAGUAGUAGUAGUAGUAGUAGUAGUAGGAUGAUAAUCAUACACUGGUAAGAUACCUGAUAAUUGUGCUAAUGAAAAUCGAAAUUGCUCUAGGGGAGAGAGCAGUUGCUGUACUACUAGUAAGUGUCGUAGGAGCUAGUUACGUUUUUCAUGUUUCUGUAUUUGAUGAUGUAGCUUUAUAAUACCAAAUAAAAGUAUUUCUAAUUAUUAGCAGAAAUAAGUAUUCCAAACCAAUGUAAAGAGAUCCAGCAGAAAAGUGUAUCUGACAUAUUUUCUGAUUGGCUGUUGCCUACCGUCGGCAAGCGGAAUUCAUCUGAUAUUUGCAUAAUAUAGCCCAUGGCUCUAUUUUUCAGUGCCUCCAACGCUUGCUUCGUGCUGCUCGGUCCACACUGCCCUGCGCACAUCGCAUAGCCGCUAGUGGACACCCACCGUAAUUUAGCUAGUCGGCGUUGAGCGACAGCCAUUUAGAAAAGGUGUGUUUCUCCUGUCCACAGUAUCCCUGUGAACAAUUCCUAUCAUACAAUUUUUUCCUACAACCAACAUUGAGUUACAAAAGAAUACUACACUACAUUAGAAUUAACACUACAUUAGCUACUACUACUACACUAGCUACGUUCCCUGAAUAGUAUAGAAACAUUUCUAGCUACAUGAGCUAGUCAAUGCAAACUUCCAUAGAUGAAACAAAACAAACGUGUUUGGAAAGGGGGGGCUGGGUGGCUAAGCCCCAAAUGUAUUUUGAACCUAGCGACGACUCUGCAUGGCGUGAAGAAAUUAAAAGACAUUACCAACAAUAUCAGUUAUACAUUACGUUUUGGUACGCAGUUCCUUCCUCUCAGUCGAAAAUACGUUUCCACUUCUUUAUGAUUCGAUUAUACAUUCAAAUAUUAUGUUGGAGUAUACAGAGUAUACACGAACUCAGUUGACUAAAAACCGCAGCGAGAGCCCACUGAUUACUGGGCUCUCGCUAAAACCAUUGCAUUGGUUUCCUACGUUCAUCCUAACUAGGAUUGGAUACAUCCACACCUACAUGUAGUACAUACACUUGGCUGUAUUUAACACUAUUUUAAAUCCAUACUGUAUUGUAUGGUUUAGUCCAGAGUAACAACAUGAAAUGCUGAAGACAGAAGUCCCAAUAUUUGACCUAACUUGAUGAGUUGGAUAGCGUACAAUACAUUGGUUCUUGAAUGUAAUUAUAAUGCGUUUGUGUUUGCAUUUUUGUUGUACAUUGUGAACAAAUAAAAAAAAUCAAG
Molecule: messenger RNA, 5349 nt
Organism: Esox lucius (northern pike)
Lineage: Eukaryota; Metazoa; Chordata; Actinopteri; Esociformes; Esocidae
Gene: st7l
Product: suppression of tumorigenicity 7 like
Exons: 15
Coding region: 21-1682 (553 amino acids)
Molecular function (GO): protein binding
Source: RefSeq, a predicted model, not a curated record